Molecule: messenger RNA, 2104 nt
Organism: Aspergillus campestris IBT 28561
Lineage: Eukaryota; Fungi; Ascomycota; Eurotiomycetes; Eurotiales; Aspergillaceae
Product: ribosome biogenesis GTPase LSG1
Exons: 1
Coding region: 1-2001 (666 amino acids)
Biological process (GO): ribosomal subunit export from nucleus
Cellular component (GO): cytosol
Molecular function (GO): GTP binding; GTPase activity
Source: RefSeq, a predicted model, not a curated record
AUGGUUCUCGCAAAGAGUAAAAACUCCGCCGGGCUGGGCAACAGCCUGAUGAAUGACCGGUUUGGCAAAGGCAAGGCCUCGAAUAUGAAAAAGGCCUCGCACAACGCCGCCAUCGUCCGCCAGGAUCCCGACGGAAAUAGCUAUGUGACCAACGCCCCGAAGCAGGCAGCCUGGAUGAAGAUGCGGUCCGUCACGGAACAGCAGGCUCUCGAUGAGUUCCUGUCCACCGCCGAACUGGCCAACACCGACUUUACCGCCGAGAAGAUGCACAAUGUCAAGAUCAUCCACUCAGACCAGAAGAACCCUUACCUUUUAUCCGCCACCGAAGAGCAGUCCGCAAUCCGCAAACAGUCCAAGAACCGGAACCGCUUGACGGUCCCCCGUCGCCCGGCCUGGGAUGCGACGACGACGCGGGAGGAGCUUGAUCGUCGCGAGCGGGCGAAUCUGCUGGAGUGGCGACGUGGACUGGCCGAGUUGCAGGAGAACAACGACUUGCUCAUGACUCCCUUCGAGCGCAACAUCGAGGUGUGGCGUCAGCUCUGGCGUGUGAUUGAGCGCUCCGACCUCGUCGUCCAGAUCGUCGAUGCCCGCAACCCUCUCCUCUUCCGUUGCGAUGACCUCGAGACCUACGUCCGCCAGAUCGACUCCAAGAAGCGCAAUCUCCUGCUCAUCAACAAGGCCGAUAUGUUGACCGAUAAGCAGCGCGUCAUGUGGGCCGAAUAUUUCGAGCGCGAGCAGAUCGACUUCCGAUUCUUCUCCGCCCAUCUGGCCAAGGAACGCAACGAGCGGCUCGAGCGGGGGGAGACGGAGGAAGACACGGAACAAGCGGAGGAGGAACUCGCAGGCGCGACCGAUUCCAUGAAUCUGCAGGACGGGAAGCGCCGCAACAUCGAGAUCCUUGACGUCGAAGAACUUGAGGAGCUUUUCCUCUCCAACGCGCCCGACAAGCUCCCCGAGAGCGACAACCCGGAGCACCCGCGGAAGCAGAAGACGACCAUCGGCCUGGUCGGGUACCCCAACGUCGGUAAGUCCAGCACGAUCAACGCCCUGCUGGGCUCCAAGAAGGUGUCGGUUUCCGCGACCCCGGGAAAGACCAAGCAUUUCCAGACGCUGUACCUCACGCCCGAGAUCAUGCUGUGUGAUUGCCCCGGUCUCGUGUUCCCCAACUUCGCCUCCACCAAGGCCGAGCUGGUCGUCAACGGCGUGCUGCCCAUCGACCAGCAGCGUGAAUUCACGGGGCCCGCCCACCUGGUGGCCCAGCGGAUCCCCAAGACCUUCCUCGAGAACAUCUACGGCAUGCGCAUCCGCACCCGCCCGCUCGAGGAGGGCGGCACCGGCGUCCCCACGUCCCAUGAGCUGCUGCGCGCCUACGCCCGCGCCCGCGGCUUCUCCACCCAGGGUCUAGGUCAGCCCGACGAGUCGCGCGCCGCCCGCUACGUCCUCAAGGACUACGUCAACGGCAAGCUGCUCUACUGCCACCCGCCGCCCCAAGUGGCGGACGCGGACCCGAUCGACCCGGCCGCCUUCAACCACGAGCUCUACGACAUCGCUCACCUACCUCCCCGCCGCCAGGCCGCGCUCCUUAAGACCAUGGAGGCCGAGGCAGAGGCGAACGCCGCCGCCGCCACACGGAACCCGACCAGCGCCGGCGGCGACGAUGACGAGUCGCAGGAAGCCGCCGCGGACAUCGACGCCGAGCUGCUCUCGUCCGUCGCCCCGGAGAAGCCGGGCCUGCGCUCCCGCAACCUGGACACAGGAUUCUUCGGCCCCGGAACGGGGACGUCCACAGGUCGCAUGACGCUGCCGUUCAACGCGCAGUACACGACUCAAGGCCAGGAGAUGCGCAAGCCGCUGACCGGACGCAAGGAGCGCCUCAUGGUAGCCAUGGAUCGCGGCAUCGACCCGUCCGAAGUACGCAAAACCAACUCGAAGAAACACUUCAAGGCGAACAAGCGCCAGGCGAAGAAGACGCGCAAGGCGGGCGAGGAGGACGAUUACUAGUUUCUUUUUCUUUUUUCCAUGGCAGCCUCGUCUCACUUUCGCAUUUCUUUCUUUCGUUCGAAUCCUUUUUUCCCAUUUUUUCCUUCGUUCCCUGAACCUUUAU